UGUACGCAGCAUAGUGAAAAUAGUCUUGGAUGCAGAAAGUCCUGGUAAAUGGUGAUGAUAAACAAAUUAAUAUUUAUUUUGCAUGUAUUUUUAAUAUCAAUGUGGUUUAAUACAUACAGUUCUAUCCCCUGACCAUUAUAAUCUGAUGAACUAAUUAAAGAACAUAUUAUUAAUUUUGACAUAAUAUUUCUUUGUGGGUUUUUCCCUCUCAGUUUCUUUCUGUAAAAUUAGGUUUCGGCAACAGCUAAAAACAUUGAUGAUAGCUUAUUUAAAGGUUAUGUCAUUAUGACUAAAAUAAAGAGGCGUGUUCCAAUGUAUUAGCGUUGGGUGGGGCAUAAAUUUUAAAUAUGGUGGAAGGGAACAUCAUUGCUGUUGUUAAUGCUAUUUCACAACAAUUAUUUCAGUUACGUUGAAUUGUUGUUGAAAUAGUAUGUUUAUAGGCUAUAUAUUUCAUAAACUGUGCUGAGAAUGUAUUUGUACGAAAAGUCAGAAUUUCCAGGAAAGUGAUUGUUGUGGUGAAUGUAUGAUUGUUAACCAAUGGGAUGCUGCAUUUUAUUAUUUUUGACAAUAUAGCACUUAAAUGUGACAUGGUUGUAAUCAUGACUUCAUAAGCGGAUACGUUCGAUAGCACAUGAUGGUGGCAUAAUGUUUAUUAGUAAUUGAAGGAAAUUUAUAAGGAUUUGUGUAAAACAGUUUUAAAGCAGAAGGGAAUAAGUUGCUAGUGAAAACGAAAUUUACACUGAAUUAGUUAAGUUGUAUUGUUGUUAUUUUUUUUCAGAAAUAACCGUUUGAAUUAAUGACAAUGGAGAAAAGAUCAAAGUUUAGAGGUGGAAGGAUAUGUUCAUGGUGUGUCCAAAGGGAUGGAGGGAGGAAGUCGACACAAAUACUUCACAGUGAUGUUACAGGAGGCAACAAAAAAUAGCCGUGUGGUGGUAUUUGAUGUGCAGCGUCAUAUGUUUGAAAGUGCAGAAAAAGACAGGUAAUUGUAAAAAGUCAUGUUAUAGAUAAAAAUAUAAUUUUUUUUUUUUUGUAUUUAUGAAUAAAUAUUGUUUGUUGUAAGUUUGUUUUUGUGGGAAAAUAUUAAUGGAAGUUGUUUUUUUUAGGAGUCCUGUAAGGCUGUGUGGUGUUGGCUUUUCACCAUUUCGCCAAAAGAAAGGAGAGAUGGACAUCAUUGUCAAUGUUUCGACCACUCUAACAUGUGUGCGUAAACUACAGUUUGCGUUUGAGUGUACACAUGACAUUGUACAACACUGGACGGUGCAGCAAAUCAUCAAUGAUCCCAGGGAGUAUCAAAGGUUCAGGUGAAUGUGAGGUCAAAGUGGUCCAGUUGGUGGAAGAUAGACAGGGUAUGACCCGUAGCAAUCAAAGAUUGCAAAGGUGGUCAUAUGAUGUGGCUGAUCAGACGUGUAGUUUGUCGUUGACUGUCUGGGGAGGAGAUGUAUUGGAAAUCAGGAAGUGGUACACCACCAAGAAUGCAUCUGUUAGACAAUUUGAUGGUUACACUUGUUUGUCAACCACUUCACAGUCGUCUUUAACCAUAGUACUGGAUGUCUCAGCUACUGUUGCACAACCAGUUGACAGUUUUACAGUGAAGGAAGGAGAAAUUGUGACCGCAGAUGUGAAAGCCCAAUACAUGUUUCCAAAGAUGCAUACCUUGCUUGCUGUCAAUUUGACCAGAUGUCAGCAAUGUGCAGCAUAUUGCAAAACUGCAAAAGUUAAGUUUGAACUUAAUGGAACUGUCACUGUACAGGAUAACACUGAUAAUAUGAGUACAUUUGUAUUGGAUGACUUUGUGCUUCGCCAGUUGAUGACUGUUCCAGCUGACAGUCAGGUGGAACCAGAUGUGUUAGCUGCAAAGUUGCUGAGUGAUGACAAAUGUUUGCACAUCAAAUUCAGAGGACAAUGUGUUAUGUGUGCAUCAUUUGUGUUUGAUUCUGAUUCAGCUAAUCAAUCUACUGAAGCAGAACAGAAUGAUGGUGUAAAAAGUAGCGGUACUGUGGAAGAGUGUGCACAACCAUUGUCUGAAGAUUUAAUGUUGGAACAGUUGUUUGCAGAUGAAACUGUUGAACCCUCACAAAGUCAGGGUUUGGGGGAAAAGGGAAAAAGGAGCUGACUCUAUGCCUGCGAAUCUGUCUUCUGAACCAGAAGAAAAAGAUGUCAUGGUAAGUGAUAUAUGUCUUGUUGAAUAUCUGGUUUUUGGAAAUUUGGAUUGGAUUUUGAUACCUGAUCCUAGUGGUAAAAAGUGCAAGUAUAGAACAGUUUGUAGAAUUAAUGUCUAAAGAUGUGAUGCUUGAACAACUGUUUGUACAUGAAAGUGUUUAAUGUUUAUAGAGUCAGGUUGUGGAGGAAAGGAGCAAAGGAGUCACAAAAUCAGUUGUCCAAAGCACAAGAGAAAAGGUGUUCUGGUAAGUAGUGCAAGAAUGGAAUAAUCUGCAGAACUACUGUUUAAAAAUUUGAUGCUUGAAAUAUUGUUUGCACAUGAAACUGCUGAAUAUUCACAGUGUCAGGGUUUGGACAAAAGGAGCAAAGGAGGUGAUGAAUCCAGUAAAGGCAAGGCUGGAGUUUCUGUGGAAUCUAUGGUGAAAAGAAAUGAGAAAACAUUUGGAAAAGGUGUUAAGAGAAACAACCAGAAGUAAAGAAAGAUGUUUAGUAGAGUGGGAAGUAAUUUUCUUGUUUAUUUGUUUGUUGUAAGAGACUAAUGUGAAUGUGUUUAUUGUAUAGUGUCACAAUAUAGUAAGUAGUUGAAAAAAGCUCUAAAUGUUAGCUGUUUUGGAUUUUUAAGCAUUUUUCAGAUUACAAGAUUGAAUAAACAUCAUUGUAGUACCUUUGGAGUUAUUCACAAUUGAGAAAGUUAUACUCAGAUAUUUAUCUUUAGUAUUAAGGGUGCAUUAUCAAGCGUUGUGUUUAUAUAUAUUUUAAGAAUUACAAAAGUUGUUUAUUUGCAUAAAAUUUAUUUCCAUAAGUGAAUGUUAAAUACAGGUGUGUAUUUUAUAAAUGCUAGUAUUGUAACAUUUUGAACAGACAGUAUUAAGUAAAUGUAAAUGUGGAGUGUUGUAUAUUAAAAGUUGGUUUGCAAGGUUGAUUUUGUUUACUUUGAAACACAAUUUGUUGUGCAUAUUUAGUGGUUUUAAAUAAAUGUGUGAAAAAACAUACACGCAGUCUGAAUUGUGUUAUUUUGUGAUAGUGUUUGUACCAUGUGUUCCAUAAGGUGGUAAACAAGUUACAUGG
Messenger RNA from Onychostoma macrolepis, 3228 nucleotides. RefSeq lists its product as uncharacterized. Bases 1235 to 2113 code for a protein of 292 amino acids. The transcript has 2 exons. The record is from RefSeq and is a predicted model, not a curated record. Lineage: Eukaryota; Metazoa; Chordata; Actinopteri; Cypriniformes; Cyprinidae.